UAACCAUAAGAGGAAACCCCAAAUUAAAAUUUACUUCUCAAACGCCAUUUUCACAUUUUCCUCAUCACUUCCAAACUAAAUAAAAUAAAAUUUCCUCUCUUUUAUUUCUGAAAAAUCUAGUAAUUUGGUUGGUUUUCUUGAAUUUCUUCAUUACCUUUCUCCCAUUUGACUCUAUUGUACUUGUUCUUUAGAGCAAGGGCAAAGCUUCAAAACAUUAAUUUUGAAUUUUUUUAAAAUCCUAUUCUUAAGGUUUGAAGUCUCUUUUGAAUUUUUUCUUGAUUUUUUGAGGUAUAAAGAUAUGUUUAAACUGGUUUAGCGCUGAAAUUUGGAUUUUGGAGUUGAAAAAAGUAUGGGUUUUUGAAGAAAAGCUGAGAAAAAAAAAAUUGCAUAAUUUUUUAUUUUUAUUUUUAUUUUAGUUUUGGGGAAAAAGAUCUGUUCUUGCCAUUCUUGGUCAGUAUUUGGGAGGUAAUGGAGACAAGGGAGGGUUUGAAUGGGAGUGAAGUUAGAGUGGUGGGAUCAGAUGUCCCGUCAGACUACCGUGUGUCUCCAAGCCAAGUUGCAGAAGGAUCAGCACAUGCACCACAGCACAUGGGUGUCUCCUCACAUCCGCCGCCGGCCGCCGUCUCCGCCGGAGUAGAUGCCACUACAAUGAAGAAGAAGAGGGGAAGACCAAGAAAGUAUAGCCCUGAUGGGGCGGCCCUGUUUACCCUCCCCCUCUCACCUAAGCCGAUCUCCUCUUCGGCCCCGCUUUCUGUUAUAGACUUCUCCGCCACUGUAAAGCGGGGAAAAGUCCAACCUGUGGGGCCAGUUAGCAAACCCCGCCAGCCCAAGUUGGAUUUUGAUCCUUCAGGUGAAUGGAUAUCUACCUCACUGGGUGCCAACUUUACGCCCCACAUAAUCACAGUCAAUACUGGGGAGGAUGUUACCAUGAAGAUCAUAUCAUUUUCUCAACAACGGCCUCGAGGAAUCUGUGUACUCUCAGCUAAUGGAGUGAUUUCAAGUGUCACACUUCGGCAACCUGAUUCCUCCGGUGGAACGCUUACUUAUGAGGGCCGCUUUGAGAUUCUGUCAUUGACCGGAUCGUUUAUGCCAUCUGAGAUGGGAGGAAUCCGUAACAGAUCAGGUGGGAUGAGUGUUUCUUUAGCAAGCCCUGAUGGACGAGUUGUAGGGGGUGCUGUUGCUGGUAUGUUAGUAGCCGCUGCUCCCAUUCAGAUUGUAGUGGGCAGUUUCGUUGCUGAGAAUCAACUGGAGCAGCAGAACAUCAAGAAACAGAGGCAGGAGAGAGUUGCAGUUGGUGGUUCUGCUCCCAUCCGCAGUCCAGAAACUGAAAACUAUUAUCGCACUUCUGGGAAGCCCGCCUUGUUAUCACCCUCUUCAAUCCAUCUGCACCCGGACUCUAGGAAUAAGCCAACU
Molecule: messenger RNA, 1413 nt
Organism: Cuscuta europaea
Lineage: Eukaryota; Viridiplantae; Streptophyta; Magnoliopsida; Solanales; Convolvulaceae
Source: the annotation of a GenBank genome assembly